AUGGACCAGGGUAUCGAAAGCGGCCUUGGUGAGGAGAAUAUACUCGUUGGAGGCUGCUUCGGCCGUUCAGACAGCUUAGGGUCGCCGUUGUCCAGGGUCAUACCUGCCCCUCAAACUAAGGGUGGAGAAAUGGCGUUGCCUCCUUCCCACGUCGAGACACCAGCGCGGUCCCGGGACGCUUCCUCGGAACGCUGCCCUGAGACCGCCCCGGCGAUCAAAGUAUGGGAAGAGGACGCGGGCAUCGACGACUCUGGCUUAUCAUCAUUACAAAUGGACAUUGGGCCUUCCGACGAGGACAUGAGCCAGGACAAUGACGGUGUCUUGUUUCAAGCCGCUGACGAGGACGGCAUCGUCGACUCCUUCACGUCCUCCCUGUCAGCUCUCACGGAACUAUCCGACGUCUCAUCGCUCAAAUCUGCAAGCUCAAGCAAAGCUACUACCCCUGCCGAGGCCGAAUCAACACGAUCCCAGCAGAACGACGGACAGGCUCGAAUCUUCACACCCUUGUCCUAUCACCACGGUAUUGACCGGCUCAAUUUCACAGUUCUUCCCAAAUCGUCCAUCCCCACCGACAUCCCCCCUCAUCAAUACGCUGCUGAAUGCAUCGAAGCGGCGGAGUCGUCGCGACUCAAUCCGUAUGCGCUCCAUCCAGACGAGUAUCAUUUGCUUCGACAUCAUAUUUCGCAUUCCCAGGUCACAACGUAUCUCAACCUGAGAAACCGGAUACUGCGCAUAUGGAUCAGGCGCCCCUGGGCAUGUGUUACUCGUCAGGAGGCCGUGGGCUGCGCCAGCGCACGAUGGUUCGAUGCUGCCAGUGUCUGCUAUGACUGGCUGGUUCGGCGGGGGUACAUCAACUUUGGAUGUGUCGCCUUGCCAGAAACCCUCGUCACCGAGCACGACAUGCCGCGAGUCAAGAGACGCAAAACAGUGGCAGUUGUUGGCGCCGGUAUUUCCGGUUUGGCAUGUGCGAGACAACUGGAAGGCCUUUUCAAACAGCACGCGGACAGGUAUCACGAUGGUGGGGAGGAAAUACCACGCGUCGUGGUUGUGGAAGGCAGACGUCGCGUCGGUGGCAGGGUUUAUUCGCGCGAGUUCCGAUCCAAGCCCAUCAACGACGUUACCGACUUCAACGGCAAAAGACAUACCGCCGAGAUGGGGGGCAUGAUUAUCACGGGCUUCAACAGAGGCAACCCAAUGAACGUUCUCGUCCGUGGGCAGCUGGGACUUCCAUACCAUACCUUGUCAGCCGAGACAACGAUUUACGACAGCAACGGAAAGCCGGUAGACCCUGUCCGUGACGAGCUAGUGGAGAGGCUAUACAAUGACUGUCUCGAUCGAGUGAGCGAGUACAAAUUCAAACCACAGCCUUCCAAGUUGAUUGAAGGCAACCGGGAUCUUUUGGACGAAGGGCGAGAUAGCCAAAACGACGGAAACAACCCUAGAUCCAUCAUGCAGGUAGAAGAGGCAACAGCGGCCCUACCUCACGCGCCCCCUGUAUCUCAGCAGAGCGUUCCUGAGAAGGUCAACAUGGUGCCGGUUUCGGCGGACAAGCUCACCGGGCGAGUGCACACCGAACCCGGAGUACCUGGCACACUGCGUGCAUCGGAUAAGGCGAAGAUAAUGGGCUGGAAUCUAAGACCCGGUGCUUCUAACGAUCCCGACAUCGACCUCGUCGCUGCUGCGGCUCGCGAAGAAGCCACCCUAGGUUCUUUGCUGGACUUCGCGAUCACACAAUACCGACAACUAGUGGAUCUGAAUCCUCAAGAUCAUCGGCUCAUCAACUGGCACAUAGCCAAUCUCGAAUACAGCAAUGCCACGAACCUGCACAACCUGAGCCUUGGGCUAUGGGAUAUUGAUGCUGGCAACGAGUGGGAAGGCCACCAUACUAUGGUUGUGGGAGGCUACCAGAGUGUUGCCCGAGGCCUACUGCGUUGCCCAAGCAUGUUAGACUUGACCUCAAAUUUCCCUGUCAGCAAGAUCAAGUACCACAGUGAGGACUUCACCGGCCCUGCGUGCAUUGAAUCAGAGGACGGCAGAGUCAUCGAAGCCGACUGCGUCAUUUGCACAGUUCCACUAGGUGUCUUGAAACAAGGAAAUAUCACGUUUGACCCUCCGCUGCCUGCGUGGAAGACGGAUGCCAUUGAGCGUCUUGGAUUCGGGGUCCUCAACAAGGUGGUAUUGGUAUACGACAAGGUGUUCUGGGAGCAACAUCGGCACAUCUUCGGUGUCCUUCGCGACGCCCCGAACCGCCACAGCACGUUGCAGAAGGACUAUGGGCUGAACCGCGGUCGCUUCUUCCAAUGGUUCAACGUCACAAGCACCACCGGCCUGCCGUGCCUCAUCGCUCUAAUGGCUGGCGAUGCUGGUUUCGAGACAGAGCACUCCAGUAACGACCAGCUCAUUUCUGAGGCCACAGAAAUAUUGCGAAGUGUCUUCGGCAAAGAGGUUCCCUAUCCUGUCGAGUCGGUGGUGACUCGCUGGGGCUCAGACCGAUUUGCGCGCGGCAGCUACUCAUCAGCUGCUUCUGGAAUGUUGCCGGAUGAUUAUGAUACCAUGUCGCGAGGCAUAGGCAACCUUUUAUUUGCUGGCGAGCACACGAUCGGCACCCAUCCGGCUACGGUGCACGGGGCCUAUCUGUCGGGUUUGCGAGCGGCUUCCGAGGUCUUGGAGGCAAUGCUCGGCCCAGUGGAAGUACCAACGCCGCUUAUCCUACCAAGGGACUCACUCUUAUUACACAAACGUAAGGAGGCCGCCAAGGAUCCCAGACAGGCUCGCUUGGAGGCGUACGAAGUUGAGGUCUGGGACUUCAUUCGCUUACAGAUUGGAGAGAGACCUGCCCGACCGAACAAGGUCGCGGGGAACGCUUACCUACUCUAUAGCAAGGCGCAUUUUGAAGACGCGAAGAAGCGGUGCGAGGAGAACCGCAAGACCGGCAAGACGCGCAGCUUACCGAAUGAAGUGCGCAUGAUGACCUCCAAGAUGUGGAAGGAGGCCACACCAGAAGAACGCAAGCCUUUUGAGGACGAAGCAGCUCUCCAGAAGCGAGCUUAUUCCGAGGCCAUGCAGAUAUUCAACGAUGAGUCCCAGAAAUGGGAUCAGAGGGCAAUGUCCCUCAGGGCCACGUACGAAAAGGAGCAUCCGUUUGAAUCGGGCGACGGCGACGCUGCAUACGAAGCGCGGCUCUCGCACAAGCAUCGCAGGGCCAGGCAUGUAAGCUACGUGGAGGGUCAACCCAGCGAGAUGGACAGGUGA
Purpureocillium takamizusanense is the source of this 3252-nucleotide messenger RNA. Its product is annotated as Sarcosine oxidase. NCBI's taxonomy places the organism in Eukaryota, Fungi, Ascomycota, Sordariomycetes, Hypocreales, Ophiocordycipitaceae. The transcript is spliced from 2 exons. The record is from RefSeq and is a predicted model, not a curated record. Gene Ontology annotation, molecular function: protein binding; oxidoreductase activity. The coding region runs from base 1 to 3252 and encodes 1083 amino acids.